This is a messenger RNA of Owenia fusiformis, 375 nucleotides long. NCBI's taxonomy places the organism in Eukaryota, Metazoa, Annelida, Polychaeta, Sabellida, Oweniidae. The record is from the annotation of a GenBank genome assembly.
CUCUUUGGAAUAUGUUCCUGGAAGUUGUGAGUUGUUAGUGUGGAACCAUGGAUUUCUCCAGAAAGUGCCAAUAACCUUUGAUUACACUGAGGUGACAACUAAACCAACACCAAGGACCACGAGUGAUUUACCAACACUGUCUUGUGGUAGUUCUACUGAGAUGAUAUCGAGCAUUAGUCUGGGCAUUGGUAAUUCAAUGGAUUUGAGCUCUGGGCUGGGAACAUUUGGUUGGUGGUUUGUGGACCCCAUAGAUUCAACAGUGUGGAUUAUGAAAGGAUACGACAAGGCCAAUACUCUUGAGCGGUACACAAACGAGAUGUCAAUUUUGAGCAAUCCUAUAGAGAAUAUAACUCUUAGACAAUCGUGUGACGGAAC